Molecule: messenger RNA, 2253 nt
Organism: Culex quinquefasciatus (southern house mosquito)
Lineage: Eukaryota; Metazoa; Arthropoda; Insecta; Diptera; Culicidae
Gene: Rep
Product: rab proteins geranylgeranyltransferase component A
Exons: 2
Coding region: 151-1983 (610 amino acids)
Biological process (GO): protein geranylgeranylation; intracellular protein transport; small GTPase-mediated signal transduction
Cellular component (GO): Rab-protein geranylgeranyltransferase complex; nucleus; cytosol
Molecular function (GO): GDP-dissociation inhibitor activity
Source: RefSeq, a predicted model, not a curated record
CGAAACCUUUUGCGUGCGCGCAUCAAAACCAAAACAUUACUCAUCCGAUCCGCGAGUGUUUUUUUUUCUUCUUCUGACCCAGAUUUUCCCCAAACACGCACACCCCGUUCACAAUCCGGAUUUGUUACCCUUUUUCUAGUGCGCGGAACCAUGGACGAGGACCUGCCGACCGAGUUCGACCUGAUCGUCGUGGGAACGGGUCUUUCGGAAUCGAUUGUGGCCGCGGCGGCCAGCCGCAUCGGGAAAACGGUCCUGCACCUGGACAGCAACGAGUACUACGGGGGCUUCUGGUCCUCGUUUAAUCUGGAGGCGCUGCGCAAGUACGCCGAGGAGUGUCGCGACCGGACUCAACUGGGGUGUGAGAAGGUUGAGGAGGGGUUUCUUCCGUUGGGGAGGGCGACGUUCGUGGAGAACGUUGCGGAGGAGUGGUUUCCGUUUGAGGAGGGGGUUGAGGUUGAUGGGUGGAAUCGGGAGAAGAUCUUGAAGGAGUUUCGACGGUUUAACUUGGAUUUGGCACCGAAGUUGCUGUUCUCGAGAGGGUCGAUGGUGGAGCUGUUGAUUUCGUCGAAUAUCUGUAGGUAUGCGGAGUUCCGGGCGGUUGAUCGGGUGGCGACGAUCUGGAAUGGGCGGAUUAUGACGGUGCCGUGCUCGCGGUCGGAUGUUUUUACUAGUCGGGAUGUCAACGUGGUGGAGAAGCGGCUGUUGAUGAAGUUCCUGCAGAGUUGUGCCAGCUUUGAGACUGAUGGGAGUGGGACGGACGAGCACCGGUUGGAGGACAUUGAGGGGAAGACAUUUUUGGAGUAUUUGAAGAGUCAUAAGUUGACGCCGAACUUGAUCCACUAUCUGCUGUACACGAUUGCGAUGGGGAAUGAUCGGACCAGUUGUAGGGAGGGAUUGGAAGGGGUCAAGAAGUUCCUGCUGAGCUUGGGCCGGUACGGGAACAGUCCGUUCCUGUUUCCGAUGUACGGCUGCGGUGAGAUACCGCAGUGCUUCUGCCGACUUUGUGCCGUUUUUGGAGGAAUCUACUGUUUGAGCAAGUCGAUCGAAGGGAUAACUUUGAAACAUUCCGAAGGAGAGCGGAGCUUCCAGUCGCUGCGAUGUGGCAAGCAAACAAUCGAAGCGAAGAGCAUCGUCAUCGGUCAGGGCUACGUUUCGGCUGGAGUCUUCUCGGGAGAGCCUGACCAGCAGGACGCCAAUCACAAAGGUUGUGGUAAAAUGGCUCGCGGAGUCUUCCUCGUCAACGUUCCCCUCGGGGGUGCCUCCCAAAACACCGGAGGUGGUGGCGUUUCCCUCAUGAAACUUCCCCCCGUAGAAGGUCACGAGGACGGAGCUACCAUCAUCCAGCUGGCCCACUUUAGUGGAACGUGUCCGAAGGAAAUUUAUUUAAUCCACAUAACGGCACGCGCCAUCAGCGACGACCCUCAGGCCGACCUGGCCCCGUACGUGACGCAGAUCCUCAGCCGUGAGGCCCCCAAAACCGCCCCCUCCCCAGCCGAAGGCGAAAUCUUCGAAAACACUCAGGAAAACACCGUCUCCACCAUCCUCUACCAGCUCUACUUCACCAUUCCGACCUGUGUCUCCUGCUCCCACGGCAGCCCCUCAACCCUCCCCCGCGGCCUGCACCUAGCAUGCGGACCCCUGCUCGAGCUCGACUACGACGAAAGCAUAGCGCGUGCCCAAGCCAUCUUCAAAGACAUCUACCCGGAGGAGGAAUUCCUCCCCCGCGCCCCCGACCCCGAACAGAUCAUCAUCGGGGACGAGGAGGACCAGCAGCCAGAACAGGCCCAAGAGGCACCGAGUUCGGAAAAGGCCACUACCGGAGACAAGGUUGAAAGUGGGCGCGAAUGUCGCGAAAGUGAGUCGUCUUCCAGCGUGCCGGUUACGCCGUCGUCGUCGGUUGAGGUGCCGCAGGCGGAAGAUGAUGCCCAGGAAGCGAAGGAGGACGCCGUGGAGAAGGCGGAGGAGUGCGUCGAGCAGAAGUAAUGAGCACAAAAACACACAUUUCAGAAAAAAAGGAAGGGUUUGGCGGAUUUCAGUUUCGAGAAAAUUUGAAAAAUUUAGAUUGCAUGAGCAAAGUUUGAUUCCAAAAAAAAAUGUGUCUUUUUGUGAGAAACUGAAAUUACGGAAACCCUUGAAAUCAGGCAUUUUGCAAACCGUAUCGAUAUUUAUUAUAAUCUAAUAUACACGCUAAAAUGUAAUCGCAACGCUGUUCAUUUUCAAGUAGAGGCAAUAAACUUAUCACGUCUGCUUAAA